GAGGGGCCAAAGCGCAAAAACGCAGAACGGCAGAAGUUUUCUCCGCUGUCCAUUGAAAUGUGCCAAACCCGUCGUCUCGUCUUCCCCUCCCGGCUCCCGGUUCCGGCCCCGCUCCUCCCAAAAUCCCCCAAAACCUGACGCGCUGGAGGGCCGAUCCGCGGCUCCCCGCUGCCUGAUCCGAGCCGGCUCCUCGCCCCCGCCGGGGAUCCAAGUGGGAUGGGGUACUUGAGCUCCGUGAUCGGCCACCCCACCGAUGGGUCCUCCGUCAGCGGCGGCGGCCUCAGCCAGAAUGGUAAAUUUAGCUAUGGCUAUGCAAGCUCCCCUGGUAAAAGGGCAUCCAUGGAAGACUUCUAUGAGACGAAAAUUGACUGUGUUGACGGUCAGAUAAUUGGUCUUUUUGGAGUUUUUGACGGUCAUGGUGGUGCUAAAGUAGCAGAGUAUGUUAAAGAAAACUUGUUCAACAAUCUUGUUAGUCAUCCAAAGUUCAUGAGUGAUACUAAGGUUGCUAUAGAUGAUGCUUAUAAAAGCACCGACAGUGAAUUCUUAGAAUCUGACAGUAGUCAAAAUCAAUGUGGGUCGACUGCAUCAACUGCUGUACUUGUUGGUGAUCGUCUCUUUGUCGCAAAUGUUGGUGACUCUAGGGCUAUCAUAUGCAGGGAAGGAAAUGCUAUCCCUGUUUCAAAGGAUCACAAGCCUGAUCAAACUGAUGAGCGGCAGCGUAUUGAAGAGGCUGGAGGUUUCGUGAUGUGGGCAGGAACAUGGCGUGUUGGUGGUGUACUUGCUGUUUCGCGAGCUUUUGGUGACAAACUCUUAAAGCAAUAUGUAGUUGUGGAUCCGGAGAUCCGAGAGGAAGCUGUCGAUGACACACUUGAGUUUCUCAUCCUUGCAAGUGAUGGGCUGUGGGAUGUUGUCUCUAACGAGGAAGCUGUCGCGAUGACCAGAUCCAUUCAGGACCCAGAAGAGGCUGCAAAGAAGCUCUUGCAAGAGGCCUACAAGAGGGAGAGCAGUGACAACAUAACUUGUGUCGUUGUGCGCUUCUUGCGCGGGCAAGGUAGUAGCGGAUACGCUUAAAGCAUAGCAAUAAAAUUACUGUACGCAGUGGUGUGAGCUAUGAUAUACAUGCCUCGAUUGAUUUUCCAAGGUUGAAUGGAGAAAGGUAGGAUACUUGUAUUAUGACGAUGGGUUGAACUGGGAAAUGUGUGUACCCUAUAUAUAUGUUAGGUUAGACACUAAGUUUGCUGGCCGUGUUUCACCCUAGUUUGAUUUUGAUGUUUGGGUCAGAAGAUAGUGUUGUAUUGUUGUGGAUGGAAAAAAACACGAUAAAAUUGUCCCUUGGUUUGAAAUGUAUCUGUCAGUAUACUACUUUCCCCUU
This is a messenger RNA of Sorghum bicolor (sorghum), 1372 nucleotides long. RefSeq names its product probable protein phosphatase 2C 45. The record is from RefSeq and is a predicted model, not a curated record. The transcript is spliced from 8 exons. Gene Ontology annotation, biological process: protein dephosphorylation. NCBI's taxonomy places the organism in Eukaryota, Viridiplantae, Streptophyta, Magnoliopsida, Poales, Poaceae. Gene Ontology annotation, molecular function: protein serine/threonine phosphatase activity; cation binding. The coding region runs from base 217 to 1071 and encodes 284 amino acids. Gene Ontology annotation, cellular component: nucleus; cytosol.